AUGGCGGUCCAGGGUUCUUCGCUCUUUUCGCAGCUUCUCCAGGUCGGUUCGAAAGCGGGUGACACUUUCACCGCGGAGUGGAACGGCCGGCCCUUCGAGGUGAAAGUGCCACUGGGCAGUGGAGCUGGCUCCCUGAUUACGGUGCAGGUUCCACUAGAGCCUGAUGUGGAGGACUUUGAGAUCACGGCAUCUACGGGCACAUCCUUGGGUCAGGACGAGGCGCUCGAGUCCCCCAAGGCCUCCAAGCCCAUGGAGCCGGCGGAGCCCAUUCUGGAGGAGCCUGCAAGUUCGUCCUUGACCGUGGACCGAUCCGAGGCGGUGACAGAGCCAACCACAGAGCCUGUCGCAGAGCCCGUGGCCGAGUCCGCGGUGGAGCCGCCUGUGGAGCCGCCUGCGGAGACGGUGGCGGAGCCGGUGGCGGAGCCGGUGGCGGAGCCGGUGGCGGAGCCGGUGGCGGAGCCGGUUGCAGCAGCCAGUGCUCCGGAGCAGGUGCCCCUGGAGCCGAGACCGGAGCGCGAGAUGAAGCAGUUGCAGCUGCCCGUGGAGGCCGAGGAGGUCUCCCCCGGCUCGCCACUGAAGCGGCCAGCCACGAACCGGAGCGUCACCACAAACAGGAGUCUCCCUGGACCUCCGACGGAAACAGCUCCGUCGAACACGGUCAAGAGGCGAGACUGGGCCGACGAGGAGAUGGCAGCGGCCAAGUGGCUUCUGGAAGCACAGGCUGUGCUUAUUUGCUGCGGUUCGGGGAGCGAGGCGGCACCAUUCUACGAAGGAGGGCAGGUGUAUUCCAACGAGGAUCAUUUCAAGGCCCACUACCCGAGCAUGCAGCAGAAGGGCUUCAAGACUGCGGCCGACUGCAUCAAUCUGGUGGACAGCCGGCUCUCCUCACAGGAGAAGUGGGCCUUCUGGGCCGAGCACAUGCAGAAGAGCCGGCAGCUGCCGCUCGAUGAAGCCACGGUGGAGAGGCUUGGCGUUGCAGUUGGCGAGAAGGAUUACUUCGUGUAUACCUGCAACGCCGAUUCCUACUUUGAGCGAGCUGGAUUCGACAAGCGCCGGAUCUACACUCCAGCAGGCAGUUGGAGGUACUACCAGUGCGCCCGUCCCUGCUCCAACGCCGCCGUUUUCGAGGCCACUGAGAGCUGGCUGACGGAGAACGGGAACGGCCGGAAGGCGCCCUCCUGUCCGAACUGCGGUGGGGAGUGCAUCCCCAACGUGAGAAUAAGCGAGGGCUUCUGCCAUGACCAGUAUUCCCGGGGGCUGAAGGACCUUAUUCAGUGGGUCCAAAGAUGUGCUGAGUCCCAAGUCAAGCUGGUUGUUCUGGAGCUGGACUCAUCGUUCAAGACGAACAGGCUAGCCUCCUUUCCCAUGGAGUCGAUUGCAGCAGACAUCCCCGGCUCGUCGCUGAUACGCUUCAGCCCAGAAAAGUAUCCCUUCGUGCCGGCGGUGCUCCAGCGAGCGGUCGGCUUGCCAACGGACACCUUCACAGAGCUCCCUGAGCUUUUGGAGAAGAUGCUCAGCGCGGACGGCCGCCAGCGAGCUGCUGCUGCAGAGAAGCGUCUCCAGCAAGGUACGUCCACGCGCCGUACGCAGAGGCAAGAGAAAUCGAAAUCCGUCGAGCCCAUACACUGGCGAAGAAUCUUGGAGCACUUGGGCGAGGGCCUCUUCAACUGUGCUUACGAGCGCUCCAUGUAG
Messenger RNA from Symbiodinium natans, 1692 nucleotides. The record is from the annotation of a GenBank genome assembly. Lineage: Eukaryota; Dinophyceae; Suessiales; Symbiodiniaceae.